Molecule: messenger RNA, 885 nt
Organism: Scheffersomyces coipomensis
Lineage: Eukaryota; Fungi; Ascomycota; Pichiomycetes; Serinales; Debaryomycetaceae
Product: tRNA (guanine(9)-N(1))-methyltransferase
Exons: 1
Coding region: 1-885 (294 amino acids)
Biological process (GO): tRNA N1-guanine methylation
Cellular component (GO): nucleus
Molecular function (GO): tRNA binding; methyltransferase activity
Source: RefSeq, a predicted model, not a curated record
AUGUCAAAAAAUGAAUGGAAACGUAUUCAAAAGCAAAAGAAAUGGGAAGAAACUAAAGAAGUAUAUCGUCAAGUGAAGCGAGAAAAGAAGAAAGCUGCUCGUAAGAGAAAACAUGAAGAUGUAAGUGAUGACGAUAAUAAUUAUCAUACUGCUAAAAAGGCAGCAUUACCAACCUCCCAAAUUGAAACUAAUGUUAAAAUCAUAUUUGAUUGUGAAUUUGAUGAAUUAAUGAAUCAAAAAGAAAUAGUUAGUAUGUCAAAUCAAAUAACCAGAAGUUACUCUGCCAUGAGACAUUGUCAAUAUUCAUUACCUAUUAUAAUUUCAUCAUUUAAUAAGAGUUUAAAAUCAAGAUUUGAUAAUAGUGUUGGUCAAUAUAAAUUAUGGAAUAAAAGUAUUGAAUUUAAGACCAAUGAUACUUUGGAAGAACUUUUAGAUAAACAAGAUUUAUCGAAUUAUGUUUAUCUUACUCCUGAUACUGAAGAAGUCAUUGAAACCAUUGAAUCUAAUAAAACUUAUAUAAUUGGAGGUAUUGUGGAUAAAAAUAGACAUAAACAAUUAUGUCUUAAUAAGGCUAAUAAGCUAGGUUUAAAAGUAGGUAAAUUGCCUAUUGACAAAUAUAUUGAGCUUAAUGGUAGACAUGUUCUUGCUACAUCUCAUGUUUAUGAAUUAUGUUGUAAAUGGUUUGAGAAUAAUGGCGAUUGGGAAAAAGCUUUCAAUGACGUUUUACCACCAAGAAAGAAGAUUACUAAAGUUGAAACUGAAAAUUCAAUUGAACCACAAAAGGAAGCUCAAGAUGAUAAAGAUGAAGAAAAUGAUGAUGAAGAGGAGGAAGAAGACGAUGAUGAUGAAGAUAACGAUGAAGAGGCUGCAAAUGAAGAAAAGUAA